AAUGAGAGAGAGAAACGCAGCGCUGUGAUCUUUGACAAUGGGUCUGGGUUAUUCAAAGCAGGUAUUGCAGGUGACAGCAGCCCGAGGUCUGUUUUUACAGCCAUCGUUGGUCACCCAAAAGUCCAAGCCAUGAUGCUGGGAGCUGGACAGAAGGAGUGUUACAUCGGAGAGGAAGCUCAGUCCAAAAGAGGGGUCCUCUCUUUGAAUUACCCGGUUGACCAUGGCAUAGUUACAUGCUGGGAGGAUAUGGAAAGGCUCUGGAGACACGUCUACGAUCACGAGCUGAGAGUCAAAGCCAGUGAAAGGCCAGUGCUGCUGACUGAACCCCCCCUGAACCCUCUGAAGAACCGGGAGAAGAUGACAGAGGUCAUGUUUGAAGGCUUCAUGGUGCCAGCCAUGUACAUCGCGGUCCAGGCAACUCUGGCCCUCUACGCGUCCGCCCGCAUCACCGGUAUCGUCGUGGACAGCGGGGACGGUGUCACCCACGCCGUCCCCGUGUACGAAGGAUUCUGCAUACCCCACGCUGUCUCCAGGCUGGACGUCGCUGGCCGGAAUAUCACCGAGUAUUUUAUGAAGCUUCUUUUGGAGAGCGGGCACAGUUUUGUCAGCACAGCUGAAAGGGAAAUUGUGCGAGAUAUUAAAGAGAAGUUGUGCUACGUAGCUUUAGACCCCGUCCAAGAAAUGAAAAAGAAGCCAGAAGAUAUGAGGGGAUACAAACUGCCUGAUAACAGUAUCAUCCAUGUAGGCAACCAGCUCUUUCGUGCACCAGAGACCCUUUUUGUGCCUGCAAACGUUGGAGUUGAAGCUCCCGGUGUGCACCAAAUGAUCUUCAACAGCAUCAUGAAGUGCGAGAUCGACGUGCGCAGGAAUCUUUACGGCAACGUCCUGCUCUCGGGUGGGUCCACGCUCUGCCCUGGCCUGGAGGAGCGGAUCCUGAAGGAGAUGAAGCUGCAGGCGCCCUCUGGCAUGUUCGUGAGGAUCGUCGCACCCCCCGAGAGGAAAUAUUGCGUGUGGAUCGGGGCCUCCGUCCUCACCUCCCUGACGUCUUUCAAACAAAUGUGGGUCACCAGGAGCGAUUACAACGAGUUUGGGGCAGCUGUCAUUCACCAGAAAUAA
Messenger RNA from Mesitornis unicolor (brown roatelo), 1116 nucleotides. Its product is annotated as actin-1-like. The record is from RefSeq and is a predicted model, not a curated record. The transcript has 2 exons. NCBI's taxonomy places the organism in Eukaryota, Metazoa, Chordata, Aves, Mesitornithiformes, Mesitornithidae. The coding region runs from base 130 to 1116 and encodes 328 amino acids.